Molecule: messenger RNA, 912 nt
Organism: Lecanosticta acicola
Lineage: Eukaryota; Fungi; Ascomycota; Dothideomycetes; Mycosphaerellales; Mycosphaerellaceae
Source: the annotation of a GenBank genome assembly
AUGGCAUCCAAUCCACCAGGGAAAUGCUGCACCAUUGGCGUCAAGCAUGAAGGCGACGCGAAGGGCCAGAUGAAGAACAUUGGCAACAGUGAGCAACUCCUCCUCUUCCCCCUCCUCAUCCUCCUCACCAACACAGCUGACAACUCUCCCUUUCCCAAGUCUCCACCUACUUCUCCUACCCCGAACACAAGGACACCUCAACCGCAAUCCUCAUCCUCACCGACGUCAUCGGCCAUGAAUUCAUCAACGCAAAACUCAUCGCCGACCAAUUCGCCGCCAAUGGCUACUACGUCGUGAUGCCCGACCUCUUCGAAGGCGACCCAAUCCCCCUCAACCGCCCCGAUGACUUCGAUAUCAUGAAGUGGCUCACCACUUCCGGUCCGUCCAAGGGCCACACCUUCCAGCAGGUCGAUCCCAUCGUGGAUGCUGUCAUUAAGGAUAUGAAGCAGAACCAGGGCGUCAAGAAGAUCGGUGCGGUCGGAUACUGUUUCGGGGCCAAGUACGUUGCGCGCUUCAUGACGGGCGGAAAGGGUGUGGAUGUGGGAUACAUGGCGCAUCCUAGCUUCGUCGAUGCGGAUGAGAUCAAGGCUUUGACCGGACCUUUGAGCAUUGCUGCGGCUGGUGAGUAUACAGCACAAGGACGAUCGUUGUGAGGAGCGUAUGCUGAGUGGGAUAUUGUGAUCAGAGACCGACCAGAUCUUCCCGGCCGAGAAGCGUCGGGAGACCGAAGACCUCCUCAAGGACAUGAAGAUCCCAUACCAGGUGUCCUUGUACUCCGACGUCGAGCAUGGUUUCGCCGUUCGCGCAGACAUGACCAAGCCAGCCGUCAAGUUUGCCAAGGAGGCCGCUUUCUUGCAGGCCGUUACGUGGUUCGACGAGUUCCUCAAGGGAAACAGGAGCUGGGCUGCGUAA